This is a messenger RNA of Triplophysa rosa, 2476 nucleotides long. RefSeq names its product thymine DNA glycosylase, tandem duplicate 2 (gene tdg.2). The transcript has 9 exons. Bases 442 to 1725 code for a protein of 427 amino acids. Lineage: Eukaryota; Metazoa; Chordata; Actinopteri; Cypriniformes; Nemacheilidae. Gene Ontology annotation, molecular function: mismatch base pair DNA N-glycosylase activity. The record is from RefSeq and is a predicted model, not a curated record. Gene Ontology annotation, biological process: base-excision repair, AP site formation. Gene Ontology annotation, cellular component: nucleus.
UUUACAAGCCUUUUAAAUAGUAACAUGUCUGUAUGUAGCGAAACGCGCUAUUUUAAUUUGUGUAUGGGGGUCAAUGAUCCACACAGCUCUUUAAAUGAGUGCAGUGAGCGAGCUGCAUGGGCAUCCUGGGCAUUGUCUUUGAAACCCUCAUGUUUCUACUAAAAAUGCAUUUAAAAAUGUAAUAUAUUUUGCCGUUGAAUCGAGAAACUUGAGCCAAAUCGUAAUAAAACGGGCGCUCCAGAACCUGUUAAACAAAGGGGAGGUGUGGUUUAACAGCUGGUAUAUCAGUAACAAAAACAUGAAUAUUAAUCUAUUAAAGUAAGAACACCAAUUAAGAUGGAAGAAAGGCAGUAUUCAUCUCUGACGGCCCCUAUGGAUUAUCUCCAGUACUGGUGAGUUUACCCAGCCCCAAAAGAUCCCACAAAACCUUUAGCUUAAUAAAUGCAUUUAUUUUGUAAUCUGAAUGAUGUCCUGUUUUUCAAAGGGUGCAUUAGGACAGACCUGAUGAAAUAUUUCAAACAUAGCGGACGCAGAGACUCUGGUCUCCGUUAUCCAGAUUUUCAUAGUGCUUUUCUCUUUUUUUUACGAUGUUUAAACAGGUACCAGACAAAUCAUCAGCAGUUUCAUCCUGAGCAGGUGCCACAAUAUAACCAGAUGGUUAAUAUUGAGGGACCAAUGGAGGACAAAGUCAUGACCAAUUUAGCAGUACAUCAAAAUCUCUAUAUGGAUCAACAACAACCCCAACAAUUGCCUAUCCCGCCACCAGAUCCUCCGCUGACACCUGCAAAAGGCAAGAAACGGGGGCGGCCCCUAAAAAGUGAAAUAAAAGAGCAGACACAGGCUGAGGAAUCUCCAAAAAAAGCAAAGAGGACAUUAGACAGAUUCAAUGGAAUGUCAGUAGAGGAAGUCAUGGCCAGAAAGCUACCAGAUAUCAUCACCCAUAAUCUGGAAAUGCUUAUUAUUGGUAUCAAUCCAGGACUCUUGUCAGCCUACAAAGGAAGGCAUUAUCCAAAUCCCGGGAACCAUUUUUGGAAGUGCUUGUUUCUCUCUGGGUUGACCGAUGAACAGCUGAACCACAUGCACGAUCAGACGCUACCUGAAAAGUAUAGCAUUGGUUUCACCAAUAUGGUGGAAAGGACUACGCCUGGGAGUAAAGACCUCUCAAAUAAAGAGAUCCGUGAAGGUGGUCACCAACUUUUGGAGAAGCUCCAGAAGUACAGGCCUUUAAUCGCUGUCUUCAAUGGAAAAGGUAUUUAUGAAAUAUUUAGCAAGGAGAUUUUGGGAGUGAAAGCCAAGAACUUAGAAUUUGGAUUGCAACCUUACAAAGUGCCAGACACAGACACGGUUUGUUAUCUGAUGCCAUCGUCAAGCCCACGCUGUGCUCAGUUCCCUCGUGCUCAGGACAAAGUGCACUUCUACAUUAAGCUAAAAGAACUCAGGGAUCAGCUGAAGGGAGUGCUCCCUACUCAGGAGAUCGAAGAGACAAAUUACUCGUUUGAUCUGACUCUGGCCAAAGAGGAUGCCAAAAAAAUGGCAAUCAAAGAGGAACAGCAUGACCCUGGAUAUGAGGAGACCUGUGGUCAUGGAUCUUGGGCGGAACCACAGCCAGCAUUCGGUGUUCGUUCUAAUGGAACAGAUCACGUAACAGACAACCGGUGGACGAUGCAGCCGUUUGCGGACCAGAUUCCAGACAUCAGAUGUAACAGCAACAAUGAAACAACCUGAGAAGAGGUUAUCAGAGAAAGAAUUAUGCCAUGUUAUUGUCUGUACCACAUGUACGGAGAAGGACCAACAAGGACAUUCUUUUUUAUUUUUAUGUUUUGUUUAUAAGUGUUGUCAUGAUGGGUUAUUUAAUGUCCAAUGUAUGUGACUUUAAUUUUGUGUGUUUUGUAAACAAAGCUUUUUUACAAAGCUUGACUGAACUUAUAAAUUCUCUGAACAUUGAGACAUUGCAUUUCGUGCCUCUGAAACUUUAUAAAAAGGUUUAGUGACUUUUGUUUGCAAAUAUAUUGCUCUAUGCAUAUAUUUGACACUGAUAUGUACAAAUAGAGACUUUAAGCGCAAAAAAUCCGCAAACCACUGUUCUAUUAUAGAAGGUUGUAGACUUUUAUAGGUGUAUGCCCUCAAUGCAUGGUUAUAAAGUAGUAUUGCUGAUGGCAUGCUCAGUCCUACAUUAGACCUACAGCCCUACAAGGUGCUUUUUUGUAAAACGGAUGACUUGGUUUACCUCAACUGUAAAAUAUUUCAUAGACUUUUUAGAAGUGCACGUAAUGAAUGUGCAUGACUUGUUGUGUGUAAUAAUUCUAUUUGGUACCAUUUAUACCUUCUUGUUACAUCAUAAUAACAGUUUAGCAUUUUCGUUGCUGUGAGAACGCAUUAUAUAUUGUGUGUGUCAUUCUGUAAGUCUGUUUUUAGUUUUUUAUUUUGGAUUGUGUGUAUUACUAAUGGGAAGUUUUCCAUUAAUAAAAAAAUAUGA